Messenger RNA from Sciurus carolinensis (gray squirrel), 3875 nucleotides. RefSeq names its product chromobox 7 (gene Cbx7). The record is from RefSeq and is a predicted model, not a curated record. The coding region runs from base 306 to 1091 and encodes 261 amino acids. Gene Ontology annotation, biological process: negative regulation of transcription by RNA polymerase II. The transcript is spliced from 6 exons. Lineage: Eukaryota; Metazoa; Chordata; Mammalia; Rodentia; Sciuridae. Gene Ontology annotation, cellular component: PRC1 complex.
GGCGAGGGGCGGGGCUGACCCGCAGGGCGCGAGUUGAGCCCCGCGGCCGGCAGGCCCGCGCGCUCUCGCCCCGCCCCCUCCCCGCGCGCGCUCGCUUGCUGGCGCGGAGGAAAACGUUGCGCAGGUUCAAAAAUGGAACGUCGGCGGCGUGAGAGAGCGCGAGGGGGUGUGCGCGCGUGCGCGUGCGCGUGCGCGCCCCGCCGAGGGUGACGGGGACCCCGCCGGCCCGAGCAUCGCGCGCAGCAGCCGCGGCCCCGCAGCUCCGCCCCCGGCCCGGCCCCGGGCCCGCUCGCCCGCCGCCCCACAUGGAGCUGUCAGCCAUCGGCGAGCAGGUGUUCGCGGUGGAGAGCAUCCGGAAGAAGCGCGUGCGGAAGGGCAAAGUCGAAUAUCUGGUGAAGUGGAAAGGAUGGCCCCCAAAGUACAGCACGUGGGAGCCAGAGGAGCACAUCCUGGACCCCCGCCUGGUCCUGGCCUACGAGGAGAAUGUUUCCUUUUCUUCUGCCACCUGCCUUGCACCCAGGGAGGAGAGAGACCGAGCGUCGGGGUAUAGGAAGAGAGGCCCGAAACCCAAGCGGCUUCUGCUGCAGCGGCUCUACAGCAUGGACCUGCGGAGCUCCCACAAGGCCAAGGGCAAGGAGAAGCUCUGCUUCUCUCUGACGCGCCCACUCGGCAGCGGGAGCCCCGAGGGGGUGGUCAAGGCGGGGGCGCCUGAGCUGGUGGACAAGGGCCCCUUGGUGCCCAGCCUGCCCUUCCCACUCUGCAAGCCCCGCAAGGCCCACAAGUACCUGCGGCUCUCACGCAAGAAGUUCCCGCCCCGCGGGCCCCACCUGGAGAGUCACAGCCAUCGACGGGAGCUCUCCCUGCAGGAGCCACCGGCCCCAGAUGACCUGCAGGCGGCCGGCGAGUGGGAGCCCGCAGAGCAGCCCCCUGAGGAGGAUGCAGAAUUGGCAGAUGGGCCCCCUCCCUGGACACCCACGCUCCCCUCAAGCGAGGUGACCGUGACAGACAUCACCGCCAACUCCAUCACCGUCACCUUUCGAGAGGCCCAGGCAGCAGAAGGCUUUUUCCGAGACCGCGGCGAGAAGCUCUGAAUCACCGUUUCCACCCACCUUCCCUGCUUCCUUUGGGGCUUGGGGUGGGGAACUCCCGAGGCAGGGAGGGGUCGGGGCAGGGUAAUUAUUUUAUUUAAAAAACCACGGAGCAGAAGACGCGUGGUCCACCAACCUCCACCACCCUGCCCUUCCUCUGCGAAGGCGUUUGCAGAGAGGCCUUGGGGCUGGGUUGGGGAGGUUGGUGUCGCUGUUGUUGGGGUCCCAUCUCCAGGCCGAUGGGGACAGGGCCACCCUGCUGCCUUGCAGCUGCUGGUUGUAGGAGGGGAAGCAGCCUUGGCGUGGGACCCCACCUCAGCAGCCCUGCCUGUCUGGUUGGUUCGGCCCUCCCACCCGCUUCUUCUGGGUCUGGGUCUUUGUUUCGAUAUUUCCACUCCAGCUUUGGCGGGGUUUGGGGGCUGCUUUCACCGCAGGCCCUGAGUCAGGGAGAAGGGGCUGGAGGGAGGGUCUGAGGAGUGUGGAGCCUGGUCCAGACCCCCCAGAGAGCAGGAGGAGGCUGCCCGAGCUGCCUCCGCCGAGAGGUGGCCCAGCACUGGCCUGUGUGGACAUGCAUGCUCACCCCGCGGUCCUUGUGCACAUUCCCACGUGCCCCAUGUCUCCAGAGUGUCCCCUGGGCCUUGCACGCCCUUUAGAAACCCUGCCGGGUGAACGUGGGCAACUCACAGCACAAGAGGACUCGCGGCGGCCACCGGCCUUGCCCGCAUCGCAGGGCGGGAUCCGGCCAGCUGCAUUUGCUCAGUGCCAGCGAGGACAGGGUUCUGGCCACGAGCUCGGCCGCACUGAUGCUCAGGCCUGCAGAUGUGGCUCCCGGUCGCACUGGCUAUGCUGCAGGCGUGCUGACCCAUCUGCACAGACUCCAAGACACUUGGGACCUGUUCUUCUCCCACAGGGAUUCUUGUCCUUUGACUCAGGUGACUUUUCAGCCCUUCCAACUCCCCUCUUUCUGCCGUCCCCUCCAGCUCCGCAACCCGCGAGGCGUGGUGUGGGCGGGUGUCCCCCUCUCAGGGCAGCCCUCGUCUCCUGGACCCUUCCUACUUCCAUCUGUGUCCCCCACCAGACCUGAAUGCCACAGUGGGGACUGACCUUGUUUCCCAUGGGGGUCCAGCCGCAGAGACAGUGGCCGUCCAGGCUGAGCGCAAGCCCCACACCCUGUGGAGGGGCCGCGCCUGCCGGGAGGUGGGAUGCUCGACUCUGGUCUGUACCUAGCUGCCCCGCAGGCCGCUAGCUCCCUGCCCUGAGGGGCGAUUGCUCCCCAUCCCAGCCCUGUCCCAGAGAAAAGGCCAGAUGGAGUGGGGGGUCCUGGGAACAGGGAGGAGUUCGGCACCCCCAGAGUUGGGGUGUCUGAACUCAGUAGAGCCAUUGUGGCUGGGGAGCUCAGCCCUGUCCCCGACUCUGUGCCUGCCCUCAGGAGGUCAUCAGAUCUCUGUGGGGACAAGGGUAGGGCAACUCUUCCCCCAGACUCCUCCCCAUUCCCAAACCAAAGAGUCUGCACCCUGUUCCUGCUUGGGAUGCCUUGUUAGCAAGAUUCCACUUCCCGGAUCUCUCCCAAUCUCUAGUUCUCAGUUGCCCGGGAUCAAUUCAGUGCUUCCAUUGGGGGACAGUCACCUGUGGGUGACCUGGUUCACUCCAGCCCAGGGAAUUGAAUCUAGAGGAGGAUGUGGGGCGGGCCUGGGAGAGGAGGGGUUUCAGCUGCAGGACCCUGAGCAGGGGAGGAGUUUGGAGUUGGGGGCGCUUCAGAGUGGGGGCUCCUAGCCUGGAAGUUGGGGGACUGAGGGCUGGGGGUUCUCUCCUGCUGAAAGUUGGACCUCGCUUUGGGACAUGGCAGCCUCUCCUGGUAGAAAUCACUCCCUCCCCGGGGACGCGGCUCUUCAUCCCUGGGGUCCUAGCUGGGAACCUGCAAGCCCCAGGUCCCGGAUGUGUGGUGGUUGUUCUGCUCCUUCCCGCGCGAUGAGCCGCCGCUUUUCUGUCUGCAGCCACAGAACGGAGCUCUCCUCUGACUCAGCCCUUCCAGGCGAGGUGCCUGGGGCCUGUGGCUCAGAGGGCUGAGGCCCAGGCCUGGCACCUGGGGGGAUGGUCCUGAGAGGCCCCGCUGGGGCGGCUGCGUGGGGGAACUGCUCUAGGCUGCUGGGGCAGGUGGCUUCUGGGAGGGGGUGGGUGUGGCCACACAGGCCUCCUCCCAGCCCUGAGUGCCCCAGCUAGGGCCAGGUGGACAGUGACCUCCCACCCCCGAGCCCCCUGGAAGGUCAGUACCCUCGGGUGGGGAGCGUGGGCCGCCUGCCUCUGCCAGCCGCCCGUGAAUGUAGAGCCUGUUGGUACUUCACUUCUGCCAGGGAGCGGGCUGGAAUGUCCCACCCACCCCUGGCACGGACCCCGAUCAUUCUGUCAGGACAGUAACCCCCUUUGCCAACGUCCUUCCGCCUCCUGCCCCGGAAGGCGUGAGGCACCCGACAGCUGGUGUAGCUUUUGCUUUACAAGUGGCCAGACGCGGCCGCCAGGUCUCAGCCAAGAACGCGUCCUUUGCACAGAUGAGCUUCAAGCUUCGUUCAGACUACAUGAAUGUACUUGGGAGGGCCGGGUGUCGGUCCCCAGUGCCGCCCCUCCUGGCCGUGCGUGCUGGGGAGGGCCAGAGCGGGUGCAGAGCGCAGUUUUAUUUUUGUACUGAUAUUGGUAAGAGACUGUAUAGCAUCUAUUUAUUUAGAUGAUUUAUCUGGUAAAUGAGGCAAAAAAUUAUUAAAGAAUUUAAAAAAAAAUUUGUGGGCAUUUGGU